GCCGCUGCGAUUCUUUCCAGGAAGUAGAAUUGUUGCCAAGUGUAACGCGAGCGUCUCCGCACUGAUUUGGCAGAACGCGUCGAUGGUAAACCUCUGUCCUCGUCGGCUGCCAUGUCGGAUUCCGUGGACAGGUCCACGAAGAUUAGCCUGUUGAAGGAGCCGGUGGUGAAGCGCGUGUGCGACGCGUUGGACAAGUCCAGCGACAGAGGAUGGCGGCGGCUCGGGGAGAUCGUCGGCGGCGAGAGGCGGCUGCGCGUCAGUUCAAACGACAUGGAGAUGUGCUCUCUGAAGGUGUUGGAGCUGGAGGGCAGCCCGAGCCGCAUGCUGCUGAGGCUGAUGGGAGAGCGAGGCUGCACCACGGGCCACCUGAUGGACUACCUCGUAACCCUCGGCAACACGGAGGCCGUGCAAUGCCUGAAGACAUCAGCCUUGCAGAUUCUCAUUCAGCCCCAGUCACUGGCUCUUAUAUCUGGGCACAAUCUGCGGCUGAGCUGCCACGCUGUGGGCAAGUCUCCAGUACAGUACCAGUGGUUCAAGAGACACGAAGAGGUGCCAAACUGCUCUUCUCCCGAUCUGGUGAUAAGUCCUGUCCACCUGAAGGACGCUGGCUUUUACAUCUGCAGGGUCAACUGUGGAGAUACGUUUGAGUUCAGCAAGUGGGCUCAGGUGGACGUCCUGAAUGUCACCAGGUCUUACGCACCAGGCCAGAGUUACCAUUCCUUAGAGGGUCGGCUGAAGUUGGCGAUCCAGCCUCAGUCCCAGCAGCUACAUGUAGGAGAAGCCCUUCAGCUGGAGUGUGGAGCCGUGGGACGGCCCAUCCCUCGAUACCAGUGGCACAGAAAUGGAGUCCCGAUCCUCAACGGCACAAAGAGGAAACUCAUGAUUCCUCACGUGAUGCUGGAUCACCACGGCAGGUAUCGCUGUGAGAUCAGCAGCAGCUCUGAGAGAAUGUGGACUAAUGAAGUUGACGUUGUCAUAGCACCAAGGAUAUCAGUCCAGAUUACAGGGGCAACGGAGUGCUCUGAAGAUGAUUUCUAUGCCAUCGGAGGAGGUUGUAGUGAAUUAUUCCUGAAUAGUGUUCCAGAACAACUUUAUGCGACUGACAAAGUGGCCCUGCUGAUCGGCAACUUGUCCUACCGGAACCACCCGCAGCUCAAAGCUCCCAUGGUGGACGUGUACGACCUCACCAACCUCCUGCGGCAGCUAAACUUCAAGGUGGUUUCACUGCUGGACCUCACAGAGUCGGAGAUGAGAAACGCCGUUGACGAGUUCCUGUUGCUGCUUCACAAGGGAGUCUAUGGUCUGCUGUACUACGCCGGUCAUGGAUAUGAGAACUACGGCAACAGUUUCAUGGUGCCGGUAGACGCGCCAAACCCAUACCGGUCAGCCAACUGCUUAUGUGUGCAGAGCAUCCUCAAACUGAUGCAGGAGAAGGAAACGGACCUCAAUGUUUUUCUGCUGGACAUGUGCAGGAAGAGGAAUUUUCAUGACGACAGCACUCCAAACGUUGUCCUGAGGGUUACGGCCAACAUUGUCUUUGGAUACGCUACGUGCCAAGAUGCCGAGGCCUUUGAGCUGAGCUCUAGCGGCUUCACCAAUGGGGUGUUUGUCAAGUUUUUGAAGAAGCGACUGCUCGACAACGAGAAGAUCACCGUGGUGCUGGACCGAGUCGCUGAGGACAUGGGUCAGUUUGACGCCACGAAGGGGAAACAGGCUCUGGAGAUCCGCAGCAGCCUGUCAGAGAGGAGAGCAUUGACUGAUCCCAUUCAGCCCUGCGACAGCGCUGAUCUUGCUCAUGCUGACAGCCGACAGUGGGCAAAGGCUCACGAGCUCCCAGAGAGUAUGAGUCUUGACUUUGACUGCGGGGCUCAGAUCAAGUUGGGCUUCGCUGCAGAGUUCUCCAACGUGCUCGUCAUUUACACUCACAUCGUGAAGAAACCCGAGGACAUGUCUUUCUGCCAAGCUCACGUCACAGACUUCUCACAGGAACUUGAUGUGGAUCCGAAAGAGAUGAACAGAGAGACUCCAGAGGAGACGGGGAUCUACCUCUUGUCCAGCAGCCUGCCGCAGCACUGUCUCUACACCAGACUCAGCUCACUGCAGAAGCUCCGGGAGGAGUUGGUGUUCACAGUGUGCCUUCAGGUCACCUUCCCAGCCAUGGACGACGAUCCCGUCCACUGGACCAAAAGCAUCAACAUUGGAAAGCCGCUGAUCGCCCGACUGGACCUGCAUCGGGCAAUGCGGAGGAACAGCUGCCUGCAGACCUGCCUGAUGCCACACAGCCCGUCCCACAGCCCCUGUCACAGCCCCAGGCCUGAACACUGCCUCCAUCUCCAUCACGGGCUGUACCAGGCCCAGGACCACAGCCGCCUGUCCCCGCUGCACCACGCGUACGAGCAUCCUCAGGGUGCAGUGGGAGGCUCUGGAGACUCCUACUAUGAAAAUCUAAGCCGAUGUCACACAGCGUCACUUUCGAGCUCGCCAGGCAGGCCCAGCAUCCCCAUAGAGGCCAGUGACGACAUAAACGAGCUGCAGACCGUGUUCAUCAACAGUCUGCAGCUUCAGCAGCCGUGAUGCGGCUUCUCUAUAUCAAUAAUAUUUCUCAGAAGAAAGGCUAUACGUCUUAAAUGUUGUAUCUGGAAAACUGCUGCUAUCUCUCUUACAUGUUGUCAAAAUAUUUUUUAGAAAGUUUUAUUCUUAUAGCAUUAUGUAUACCAACAAGCUGUGUACUGGCAUUAUUCUUAAGAUUUAAAUUUUGCAAAUACAUUUUUAGAGAAAUAAAAAAGUGCACUUAAGCAAACUGACAAA
Messenger RNA from Scophthalmus maximus (turbot), 2808 nucleotides. It is a transcript of the gene malt1, whose product is annotated as MALT paracaspase 1. The record is from RefSeq and is a predicted model, not a curated record. Bases 112 to 2574 code for a protein of 820 amino acids. The transcript is spliced from 17 exons. Lineage: Eukaryota; Metazoa; Chordata; Actinopteri; Pleuronectiformes; Scophthalmidae. Gene Ontology annotation, molecular function: cysteine-type endopeptidase activity. Gene Ontology annotation, biological process: proteolysis.